GGCCGAAUGCCUCCCCGUUCAACACCACCACCAACGAGAAGCCCAAACCAUGACCCUUCAGUUUUUCGGGAUUUGUUGUUAUUCGAAGAAAGACUCAAAAGUACGGCGGCAAGCCUCCAAAAACGCAAAUCUCGAUAUCAAUUAUUUUUGUUACAGUUGCUCAUAAUCAUUGCUUUUCUAUUAUGGGAGGUGUUAAUGCCAACCUCUUCGUCUCUAUUGGCAAUACCAUACAACGCUCUUCUGCAACGAUGCUUGCCCGAUUUAUAUCGACCUGAUAGACCUGUCAUGUUACAUCCAUACUUCACAAGCGGGCUUCUUUUCGUGAGCAUCGCGACCUUGGUCCUUUUCUUUGCAAGUGGAAUGUAUUCUGAAAAGAUCGCCUAUGCAAACAAAUACGUUCCACAUGCCAACCGAGCGUUACGUUCAUUCAAUAUGUAUUUGAACGUUCGAAAACCACCCCUUGCAAGCAAAUUCUACUUCAACAUCUCCUUCUUCUUCCCACGACCAGAGGAAACACCCACUCGACGGCCACAGAGCCGCGAUUCAUCGCCCCGGUCAUCUCGAGCCUCAUCACCAUCUGGCGAUGAACUGCAACCGCAAGCCCGUCGACGUUCUCAAUCAAUCGGCAAAGCCAUCCCAAUAUCACCCAUACCCCCCGCAAGCAACCCACGAGGAGAACUCAUCUUCUCUUCCAAAGUAGACAAACAAUUCCGCGAAUCCUACGAACGUUACAGAUCCGCUUUUGAGAGACGAAGAGACGAACUGGGUCGCAUGCAGAGACACGCACGGUGGUGGGGGAAAUUGAUGUUUUGGCGGAAACCACCACCACCACCACCAGCACAUCACGUUAGGACGACAUCCAUGACUAGUACGUCUAGGAGAAGUCGAACGGGAACACCAUCCACACCUAGCCCGAGGAGCGGGUCACCGCCUGUCAUCGGUCGCUCGAGGUCCAGUCGGUUGGGUACACCAACCAGGAGUGGUAUGUCGCUAAUUUGACGUUGUGUGGUUUGAUUACCCAUGCAGACUAAGUAUCAGGUACACCUAGUGGAUCCAAGAUCAUAACCGAGUAGAAUUCGUACUUGUACUUGAACCGUCGCCGCGAAACUAGAGAUCUCUUUUCUAAAAUCUAAAAUGCCUAGAACAGAGUAUGAAAUGAAGCCCUGAAUACAUGCCAUGCUCAAAAGACGUGCUUUGAUUCGUUGUAUACAGCACUGAUAUCCACCAGAAUCGCGAUACGGAGAAGAAAAACGGCA
Marasmius oreades (fairy-ring Marasmius) is the source of this 1256-nucleotide messenger RNA. RefSeq lists its product as uncharacterized. The coding region runs from base 7 to 999 and encodes 330 amino acids. The transcript is spliced from 3 exons. Gene Ontology annotation, cellular component: Nem1-Spo7 phosphatase complex; cytoplasm. Lineage: Eukaryota; Fungi; Basidiomycota; Agaricomycetes; Agaricales; Marasmiaceae. Gene Ontology annotation, molecular function: protein phosphatase regulator activity. The record is from RefSeq and is a predicted model, not a curated record.